AUCGCACGUCGAUCAAUGGACUUUUGGGAGGCAACAAAUUUUCUCCUGUGUACUAGUUUGUCAAAUGCAUUUUCUGAGGAAUUCUCAUGUUAUGAUGGCACAGGAGUCGAGGUGAAAAGUGGUGAGCCUUGCCCAGUAGAAGCUGGGCAAGGCAGGAUCCUGCAUCUUUCACAGGCUUGUCUUGGUGAGGUCAAGAAGGACAAAGGGAAUGACUGCGUUUACCUAUAUGUCACUGUUGAUGGAAAGAAGCUUGUUCUCGGAACACUUUCUUCUGAAAAGUUUCCUCAGCUACAGUUUGACUUGGUGUUUGACGACAAAUUUGAGCUAUCCCACAGCUGGAAAAAUGGCAGUGUCUACUUCCAUGGAUAUAGAUGCGAUAAUCAAUCAGAGGAAAUUGAGGAUGACUCUGAUGAUGAGUCUGAGGAGGAUUUGCCUGCUAAUGUUGCGGACAAAGGAAAACCUGAGUCACAGGCUGCGCGUGAGAACCCUCCUGCAACUCAGAAUGCAACUAGGGCAAGACCUGAUUCAGCUGUAUCAAAGAAGAAGGUGAAGAUAGUGGAGCCAAAGAAAGACAUGAAAACCGUUGAGGAAGAUGACAGUAGUGAAGAUGACUUCGGUGCAGAUUCUUCUGAGGAUGACUCAGAUGAGGUAUUUUUUCAGUCAAAAGCUUGUCAUUGUUCUUUUUCUCACGUUUCAGUGGUUGAUGAAGAUGAUUCUGAGAGUGGAGAAGGUGAUACUGAAGAUGAUGAAGAGGAAGAAGAGACUCCUAGGAAGGUUGAACUGAGCAAUAAGAGACCUGCGGUAUCUGCUACUGCAACACAAGAUCCUGAUAAGAAAGCAAAAUUUAUUACCCCUCAAAAGACAGAAACCAAGAAAGGAGGGGGACAUGUUGACACACCUUACCCAUCGAAGCAGGCUGGAAAAACUCCUGCCAACCAGUCAAAACAGCAGACCCCAAAACCAGCUGGAUCUCAUCCGUGCAAGUCUUGUAACAGGUCAUUUAACUCAGAAAAUGCUUUGGAUUCUCAUACGAAGGCCAAGCACACUCCGGGGAAGUAAGUGGAUUUAAAGAAGCAAUAUUGUCCUCCUUGGGCUGUGGUGAACCUUGUUUGGCAUGGAAGUGUAGGUGAAGUUUAGUUUUCUAGGUUAUGGUUAACGAAACUAAGCUUUGGUGUCAAGUAGCAUUUGCUGUGGUGAAUUGCAUGCGUAGUUAACUGGUGAAUUGCAUAUAAAGUUGCCCAAGGUCGUCUGAUCUUUAUGUGGUGGUGCUUUUGCUCUUCACUUUUGAAAGUGAACUGUUUUCCGGUGAUUAGUUA
Molecule: messenger RNA, 1316 nt
Organism: Rhododendron vialii
Lineage: Eukaryota; Viridiplantae; Streptophyta; Magnoliopsida; Ericales; Ericaceae
Product: histone deacetylase HDT1-like
Exons: 10
Coding region: 16-1059 (347 amino acids)
Source: RefSeq, a predicted model, not a curated record